Candidozyma duobushaemuli is the source of this 1503-nucleotide messenger RNA. RefSeq names its product TFIIH/NER complex subunit. Gene Ontology annotation, biological process: nucleotide-excision repair. Gene Ontology annotation, cellular component: transcription factor TFIIH core complex; transcription factor TFIIH holo complex. The coding region runs from base 1 to 1503 and encodes 500 amino acids. Gene Ontology annotation, molecular function: double-stranded DNA binding; ATPase activator activity. The record is from RefSeq and is a predicted model, not a curated record. NCBI's taxonomy places the organism in Eukaryota, Fungi, Ascomycota, Pichiomycetes, Serinales, Metschnikowiaceae. The transcript has a single exon.
AUGUCCUUCAAACUCACGGUCAACAGCCACUUGGAGGGGCUUCCGAAAGUCGUGCAGCUGAAGCUCUUUGAUGCCCCUGCCACGUGUCUAUCGAUUUUCAGACUUCUCCCUCCACUUGCCAAAUUCUACGUGAUCAGCAUGCUUUUCAACGAAAAGCCCGUGGCAGUGAAGGAUCUAGAGAAAUGGACACAGCCUCAGGCAAAAAGGCUUCAAUUUGACGCCCUCAAAAGACUCAAGGCGCUACAUAUCAUCGAAGAGGACGCCGGAGGAACCCAUUUACGACUUCACCAGACGUUUAGAAACAACUUCAGAGACUGUCUUACAGGCACCCAGGCGCCCAAUGCAUUCGGCAUUUUGGCCACAGAACCGCUGGAUGACCGGGUCAGCAUUCGUCUAUUGGACAAGUUUGCCUCGCAGAAGUGGGAGACGAUUUUGCAUUUCAUGGUCGGAACUGAGUUGCCUGCUGUUCCGUCGAAAUCCGUGCUUUCCUUGCUCAAGCUGGGUGGGCUUAUGGAGGGCCACGGCACGUCCGCUGGAAACCUCAAAAUCACGAAUCUGGGAUUUCAGUUUCUUUUACAAGACGUCAAUGCUCAGCUCUGGGCGCUUUUAUUGGAGUACUUGAACUUGACACAGGAUCUCCAUAUGGACCCUGUGGAUGUGCUCAAUUUCAUCUUCAUUUUGGGCUCCUUGGAGCUCGGCAAGGCCUACCAGGUGGCCUCAUUGAGCGACACCCAGAUCUCCAUGUUGCCAGAUUUGCGUGACUACGGUCUUGUGUAUCAGCGAUCUGAAAACUCCUCGAGAUUCUAUCCUACGCGUCUCGCUACGACCCUCACGUCUGAAUCUACAGGUCUCAAGACGCCUUCGAUGGUGAUGGAUCAGCAUUUGCAAAGCGCCGAAGCCGAUACAGACGACUCGCUGCUGGGUCAGAUCAUUCUCGAAACCAACUUCAGUAUCUACGCUUACACGAACUCGCCCUUGGAGAUUGCCAUUUUGAACUUGUUCGUGACCAUGAAGACCAGAUUUGCCAACAUGGUCAUUGGCACGAUCACGCGAGAGUCCAUCCGUAAUGCUCUUCAAAACGGUAUCACGGCUACACAAAUCAUCAAUUUCCUCGAGGCCCAUGCCCACCCUCAAAUGCGUGCUUUGGCCAAGGAGAAGCUCGACAAGAAGAUCGAGUUUGAUGUUUCUCACAAUAUCAACACCGCAGGUGGAGCUCCUCAGUCCAAGGCUGGUGAUUCAGGUGUGGCUCAGCAUCGUCUUGAGGUCUUACCACCCAAUGUCGUUGACCAAAUCAAGCUCUGGCAGUUGGAGUUGGACAGAAUCCAGACAUUCAACGGAUACUUGUUCAAAGACUUCAAGAACCAAAGCGAGUUCGAUAUUUUGUGUAACUACGCUCAAGAGGUGGGUGUGUUGAUCUGGUCGGAGAAGGCCAAGUUGAGGUUUUUUGUCACCCAAGACGGUAUGGCUCAGGUGGCUGAUUUUGCUGGAAGAAAGCUACGCUAG